AUGCGGCCCGCCGAAGUCUUCGCCUCCGUCCUCUUGUUCUCAUCCCUCUCCUCUGCUUGGCCGUCAGGAUGGAACCUAGAAGUCUUUCAGGCAGUGAAGAACGAGAUCGAGCCACUCGUGAGGAGACAGGACACUUCUUCAAAGUUUGACUUGUCAUUCACAGGUCAGCAGGGAAAUACUGCUACCACGGAGUCCUCUUCUGCUACGGAUGCAACAUCAACAGGCGAUGCAUCGAAGACUACAGACGCAUCGCAGUCCGGCACCAAAACGGGUACCGCUACUGGGUCUGAGAAGACCACUGGAACUGCGAAGCAGACCGGAACCAGCACCGGCACUGGAAAGAGCAGUAAAACGACCACAUUCGAUGCAAGAUUGCCUGCUGGCGGUGUUUCGAUGAUCACGCCGAACGCGCUGACGACCUCGUACUUCAAGAUCGACAAUUACAUCACCUUCGCGUGGAAUUACACCUCGCUCUCCAUUACACCAUCUUACAUUGAUGUGCUUGCUUCAUGCAGCUUGAACCAGGCAACCUACACCAUCGCAAUGAAUCAAACUGUACAGCCGACCCAGACCCUUGUCUGGGAUACACGCUCAUACCAGGCCAACGCAACGAUACCACUGCUCACGGAGACUUACACCCUCAUCAUUCACGAUGCGGCCAAGGACGUGAGUGCUACAGCGUCGCCUGGCUAUCUCGGAACCUACGACCAGUUCACCUUCGGCAUGUACUCCCCACAGCCAUACACGCCGAUGAGCGACUGGGUGUGCGCGACCUGUAACUCGGCCCUGACACAGGCAGAGAGGCAAACCAUGUGGGCGAUCUUUGCCAUGGUCGGCGUUACAGUUCUCAGCUUUGGAUGGUUCACCGGUGUAGCAGGACUUUGGUGA
Molecule: messenger RNA, 888 nt
Organism: Lecanosticta acicola
Lineage: Eukaryota; Fungi; Ascomycota; Dothideomycetes; Mycosphaerellales; Mycosphaerellaceae
Source: the annotation of a GenBank genome assembly